AUGUUCCGAGUCCCUAACGAACGCAAGAGAGCUUUUGUUGCUCUGUUGCCCUCCCCAUGCUUGGAAUGGCAGCGGUUUGUGGACAGCAGCAAGCUGAAGCGCCACUUGUUCACGUUCCAGUGCACCUUUACAACACCAGACAGCAAGCUGAAGCGCCACUUGUUCACGUUCCAGAGCACCUUUACAACACAAGAGUGCUUUGUUCUUCCUCUCUUGCGCUCUCUUGCCCUCUCCUCCUCUCUCUUUGCCCAUCGCAUGGCAUGGCAGCGCUUUGUGGACAGCAGCAAGCUGAAGCGCCACUUCCUCAUCCACACGGGCGAGAAGCGCUUCUUCUGCCCCUAUGAGGGGUGCGGCAAGGCCUUUUCGUUGGACUUCAAUCGCCGUUCACACAUGCGCACGCACACAGGGGAGAACUACCACACGUGCCCGAUACUGGAGUGCGGCAAGCGCUUUGCACACGAGAACAAGCUGCGCAUGCACCUCGCGUCGGCACAUGGCGAUAAACAGCAGCAGGGCGGGGAGGAGGGAACAGAGGGCGAGAAAAGGCGGUUUGGGGAAGGGGCAGAGGGGGAUGGGGAGGGUGACGAGGGGGUGGAUGGAGAUGAGGAGGGGGAGAGUGAGGAUGAGGAGGAGGAGGGAAGCGUUGGUGCUGGAUUGCGAAAGGGAAUGGCAGUAAAGCGAGGUCGUGGUGGUGCGUCUGGUUAUGGGGGCGGGUAUGGGGCAGAGGAGGAGGAUGGGGAAGGCAUGGAGAGGGAGAGUGAGCAGGGUGAGUAUAACGAGGGGGAGGAGAUCACUGGGGCGAGUGACUUGGGCGAGGGGGAAGGCGAGGAGGAAGGGGAGGGAGCGUUUGAUGAGAUGGGGAGUGCGGAUGAGGGGAUGUAUGAUGGGGGGAUGGGUAGUGAUGGGUUGGGGGAAGACAUGGGAGGUGAGGAUUCAAUGGGGGAGGGUGGUGGCAUGGAGAGGUACGGUGGAGAAGAAGACGAGGAGGAGGGUGGUGAGGAGGCGUGGCGGGAGGAAAUGGGGGGUGAGGAGGGAGAGGGAGGGGAGGGAGGCGGAGGAGGUAAGGGAGGGAAGGGGGGGAAGGGCGCAUCGGGGAAAAAAGGCCCGGGAGGGCAGGGGGAGCAGGGGGAGGAGGUGCGGCCGAUUCGGCGGCGGCGGCGGCGCAAGCUGGAGGAGUCGGAGCGCGUGUUUGCGUGCGGCGAGGCGGGGUGCAGCAAGCGCUACUUCCACGAAUACAAGCUCAGGCUGCACCUCAAACACUUCCACGGCGUGGCUCUUGCUGAUGAGCCCGCCACCGGUGCUGAUGGUGGUGCUGGUGGUACUGCUGAUGGUGGGGGUGGUGGUGGUGCUGCUGGUGGUGGUGGUGGUGGUGGUGGAGGCGGAGGGGGUGGGACGGGUGGGUAUGGGGAGAGUGUGAAUGAGGAGGGGUAUGAGGAUGAGGAUUGGAAUGAUGACUAUUCCAGAGGUGAGUAUAACGAGGAGUACAGUGAUUAUGGAAGGGAGGAAGAUGGUGAGGAAGACGAGGAGGCUUAUAUGGAGGAUGUGCCGUUGGGGCAGCGCAGGCCUCAUUCUCUCUCCUCCACCGCCCCGCCUCCAAUGGAAGUAAAGGGUAAAGGAGGGGGAAGGGGCCGUGGCAGGGGCAGAGGAAGAGGGAGAGGGGGAGGAGGGGAGAGGGGAGGACGGGGAGGGGGUGGGAGGGGAGGGAGAGGGAAGCGGGAGGUGAUGGGUGGAGGUAGGGAAGGGGCAGGGCAUGAGAAGAGGGGAGGGGAAUGGGGAGUUGAUGGUGGGUCGGGGGUGGGUGGUGGGGGGUAUGUGGAGGAUGAGGGGGACUACCAGGAGGAGGAAUUCGAGGAGGAAGGGUUUUAUGACGAGGACGACGAUGGUGGUGGUGAUGAAAGCGACAUCAUUGCAAAAUUCGGUCUCCUAGGAACCACAUUCCCGCGCGUCCCAGGCCAUGAAAUAGCAGGCGUGGUCGACGCCAUAGGAGCCGCCGUAGAUGACGCAGCUCGGCCGCAGUGGAAGAUAGGAGAUCGCGUCGGAUUAGGUUGGUUCGGCGGGUGCUGUGGCACGUGUCGCUCAUGUCGCGAGGGCGAUCUGAUCUGCUGCGACAACCUCGAGAUUACCGGCGCGCACUUCGACGGUGGUUACCAGCCGUAUGUCACCGUCGCCGCAAACGCGCUCGCGAAGAUUCCGGACGAGCUCACUUUCCUGGAAGCUGCACCGCUAAUGUGCGCAGGCCUGACGGUGUUCAACAGUCUGCAGCGUUCAGGUGCUUCUCCAGGUGCCACUGUUGGCGUUCAGGGGAUGGGCGGGCUGGGCCACCUUGCCGUUCAGUACGCGAGCAAGAUGGGGUACGAGGUGGUGGUGUUCUCUCGCGGUCGAAGCAAGGAGGUGGAGGCACGGAGGCUGGGCGCACAGCACUAUGUUGACACCACAGAGGACGGCUUUCAGGAGAAAGUUCAGGCUCAAGGGGGAAUCAACGUGCUGCUGGCAACAGCACCCAGUGCCAAUGCGGUGUCGGCGGUGCUGCCUGUGCUGGGCAAGGCGGGCACGCUAGUUCUGCUGGGCGGGGGCGGCCACGACGACUGCACUGUGCUCGUGGACCCGGGCUUCCUCAUUGCCGGCCGCCGCAAGGUCAUGGGGUUCCCAUCGGGGCAACCCAGCGAUGCAGAGGAUGCACUCCGGUUUGCUGCCCGGCAUGGGAUUCGGCCAAUCAACGAGAUCUUUCCCGCCAGCCAGGCGUCAGAGGCCUUCGAUCGAAUGAUGAGCAAACAGGCAAUUUUUCGAGUCGUUUUGAACCAUGAAGCAUAG
This is a messenger RNA of Closterium sp. Yama58-4, 2811 nucleotides long. NCBI's taxonomy places the organism in Eukaryota, Viridiplantae, Streptophyta, Zygnematophyceae, Desmidiales, Closteriaceae. The record is from the annotation of a GenBank genome assembly.